Molecule: messenger RNA, 972 nt
Organism: Ostreococcus lucimarinus CCE9901
Lineage: Eukaryota; Viridiplantae; Chlorophyta; Mamiellophyceae; Mamiellales; Bathycoccaceae
Exons: 2
Coding region: 1-972 (323 amino acids)
Source: RefSeq, a predicted model, not a curated record
AUGGAUCAUGGAUGCCAACCACCACGGACGUUUCAAGCGAGGCACUCGUGUCGACUGUGGUUCGUUUUCACCGUCUCAGUGGCGUGCGUCGUCGUCGGAUCGCGCGGGGCGUCGUACGGAACGUACGAGAACGACGGCGGUGUCACUCGGGAGCGGCGCGCGGAUCGUGCGCGACGACCGGCUAUAGAGUCUAGAUCAUCCUUGAGCGAAGUGACUCGUGAAACGUACGAGCGCGCACGAACGGUCUUCGAGGAAUUUUUAAAUGAGCGGAGCGCGCAGUGCGGGCGCGCGUUCACGGAGACGCGCACGCACUUUGGCGCUCCCGUGGAAACACCUCCAUACCCUGGGGGACCUCCUCCUGGUACCGGUGCGGUGCUCACAGAGAUGGUGCGAGCUGCGGCGGCGGCGUGGCAUAGAAACAUGUCGUACGUGAUGCGUGGUAAAUGGGCGUUGGUUUCGGAUAGCGACUGCGCUGAGGCAGAGUUUCAAGGAUUUGCCUGCAUGUUCCCAGGAUUGUCGCGCUCGUGUCGAGCCUUGGAAGGUGAAAACCCGAUGUUGAAUUUACAAGACGCGCAAGACUUCUGGCGUCACUGGAGCAAAAAUCUCAGCGUUGAUGCGAUUUUUUUAUUUGGGCUCGCCGCGGAUGCGCUGACAGACGUCCGUCGCGCGAGCGUCAAAGUGAAGAGUUUUCUCGAACACGACCUAUCGAGUGCAUUAGCGGGAUCUGAGAGCGAAGGAAUCGCAGUCGGUAUACAUUUUCGCAACCGUGGAGAUAUCAGACUCGAUGGGAGAUUGAGGAUACCUCUGGAGCGUUACGUCGAAUCACGAUGGACUGGAUGUUCGCGAGCUCAACGAGCGUUUUCCCGGUCGUUCGUACGAAUUCCGAAUGAUCAAGCGUUUGUGGGCACCAGCGACCGCCACAAACCUGUGGCAGACGACGACGACGGCGACGGCGGGUGGUUUGAAGUUUGA